GCGGCGCCGGGCUGAGCGCAGAGCUCCCCCUGGGCCCGCGAACCUGGCCAUUCAGCCAGCGCUGUCCCCGCUGCGCGCCCUAGCGCCUCUGCCGAGAAGCCAGGCGCUGUUCCUGCACCACAGAAGAUGGCAAAGGUGGCUAAGGACCUCAACCCAGGAGUUCAGAAGAUGUCCCUGGGCCAGCAGCAGUCAGCAAGAGGUGUGCCUUGUUUGAGAUGCAAGGGGACGUGUUCGGGCUUCGAGCCACAUCCAUGGAGGAAAAUAUGCAAGUCAUGCAAAUGCAGCCAUGAGGACCACUGCCUGAGCUCUGAGCUGGAAGACGAUCGGAAAAUUGGCCGCUUGCUGAUGGACUCCAAGUAUUCCACCCUCACAGCCCGAGUGAAAGGCGGGGACGGCAUCCGGAUUUACAAGAGGAAUCGGAUGAUCAUGACCAAUCCCAUUGCCACUGGGAAAGAUCCCACCUUUGACACCAUCACCUAUGAGUGGGCCCCCCCUGGAGUCACCCAGAAACUGGGCCUACAGUACAUGGAGCUCAUCCCCAAAGAGAAGCAGCCGGUGACAGGCACCGAGGGCGCUUAUUACCGCCGACGCCAGCUCAUGCAGCAGCUCCCCAUCUACGACCAGGACCCCUCUCGCUGCCGCGGACUUCUGGAGAAUGAGUUGAAAGUAAUGGAAGAGUUCGUCAAGCAAUACAAGAGCGAGGCCCUCGGCGUGGGAGAGGUGGCCCUCCCUGGGCAGGGUGGCUUGCCCAAGGAGGAAGGGAAGCAGCAGGAAAAGCCAGAGGGCACAGAGACCACCGCUCCGACCACCAACGGCAGCAUCGGUGACCCGUCCAAAGAAUACGUCUGUGAGCUCUGCAAGGGAGUGGCCCCUGCGGACAGCCCUGUGGUCUACUCAGACAGGGCAGGCUACAGCAAGCAGUGGCACCCCACCUGCUUUGUGUGUGCCAAGUGUUCGGAGCCACUGGUGGACCUCAUCUACUUCUGGAAGGACGGUGCCCCCUGGUGUGGCCGCCAUUACUGCGAGAGCAUACGGCCCCGGUGCUCUGGCUGCGAUGAGAUCAUAUUCUCGGAGGACUACCAGCGUGUGGAAGACCUGGCCUGGCACCGAAAGCACUUCGUGUGUGAAGGCUGUGAGCAGCAGCUGAGCGGCCGGGCGUACAUCAUCACCAAGGGCCAGCUGCUGUGCCCAACCUGUAGCAAGUCCAAACGCUCCUGAAGGGCUGCCCGGCCACAGCCGGAAUCCACAGGAUCCCACCAAGGAGGGGAGCCAGGGGUGCUGAGGUCAUUCUAAGGGUCCGACGUGAUGGCCAGCAGGCAACAAAACCAGUGGUUUUUUUCAGUGGGAAUAUAUAUAUGCACACGUACACACACGUAUUCUAGGCUGGUAGAUCCUUGAGAGUCAAUAGUUUUAAAGCCAGCAAUGUUCUGAGAGGUCUAAGAACAGGGUUACGUUGUUUCCCAGCCACCAACUACAGACACAACUGGCAUCCUGCAAGGGGUCUCUAGGAGUUUCCCAAAAUGCAGUUCUGAGUGAUCAGAUCACGUAGCUGUCGGAUGUGCGUGCUUUCUCACGAACGUGGGGGCUCCUCCAGGAGCUGGCUGGGAUCCCAACAGUCAUUUGUGGCCUCCUUUUUCAAAUGGAAUUUGAAUUUGAAAUAAAAAAAGAUGUUUUUGGCAUGAUGAACGUAUUCAAUAAAAGUCUGAUGAAGUCCA
Leopardus geoffroyi (Geoffroy's cat) is the source of this 1715-nucleotide messenger RNA. RefSeq names its product LIM and cysteine rich domains 1 (gene LMCD1). The coding region runs from base 127 to 1218 and encodes 363 amino acids. Lineage: Eukaryota; Metazoa; Chordata; Mammalia; Carnivora; Felidae. The transcript is spliced from 6 exons. The record is from RefSeq and is a predicted model, not a curated record. Gene Ontology annotation, molecular function: zinc ion binding.